AUGCCAGUGCCAUCCGUGAACCAUAACCGAGAAGAAUCUCUUCCAUACCCUGGCCCUUCAGUUCCUGACUCUACCACCUCUCUUUCCUCUACACGCUUUCGCGCUUCCUCUUCCACCACCAGCUUCCCCCCUACGACUGAUCCGCCUACCUCCUCGACCACCACCACCACCACCUUCACUGGGUCAGUCGUCGGCUCGAUCUCCCGCCGCAACCGUCGCUCUUUUGCUGCCUUGGCCCAGAAAACCUCCAGUGCCUUAGCAAGCCUGUCGACCAUUUCCACUAGUUCACAGCCUCCAACGUACAACACCCCCGCCACUCUGCGAUCCUCCAACUCUUCUGGGAGCCUUUCCAAACUCACCAAAUCGAGCACCUCGACCCCCUUGACCCCGCCAUUUGACGGAGAUCCCUACGAGCAAUUGCCUGCCUCGCGCUCGGUUUCCCCGGAAUCCUCCUUGCAAAGACGGCGCUUGACGCUGCAGCGCGUCCCGACUCCCCCUCACGACCUUCGUCCCGUUCCUCCGGGCGCUGCGCCAACUGCGCCUCCCAAGAUGCACCAGACUUCGUCCAGACUGUUGCGCAUGACCGAAGAUGAGCGCCCUUUCACCAAGGAUUUUAUGGACUUGUUCUCCACCUUGAUGGUGAGUUUGAAGUUGGAUUCCCACCGGGUCCGCUUCACGAGAUAUGACCACACCUUUACCUCCGAAGAAGCGAUCAACAACUUGGGAUCCCUCAAAUUCUCCCAGUCAAACCGUAUGCCGGACCCUAAGGACCCUUCGCGCAUCGUGACUACUACGACAACCACUACCUUCUCCAUGGCCAAGGAAAUGGCGCGCUCCGUCUGCCAGCGCUUUGUGGAUGCCCGCUUUAUCGAGGCCGUCGAUGGCAAGGCUCUGCCGAUCUUCCCGCUCAAGGGCGCCCUCUUCCAACUUACCCCCAAGGGUAUCAACAUUUUGCAGCGCUUUUGCCAGCGCAAUGGAAUCACCGCUCGUCACGUGAUGGAUGUCCUGGAGUCGCCGCGCAACACGAUGCAAUUGGUGAACUUGGAGCGAGACACGGAUACCGAUAAGUUGUCGCAUGACCGCGCCACGAUCGAGGUGAUUUUCCGCCGGUUCGCAGGACAGGAUGGCCCCAACAUCAAGAGCAGCAUUUCCACGUCAGACUCCGACUCGCUCAGUGACUAUUCGAACGGCAUUAUUGGAGUGAAAAUGGCACGCGAGCGCAAGUUGCAGGAUGGCAAGAUUUACACCAACACGUUUACUGGAAAGGGCGCGGUGGAUUGGUUGAUGGACUGCUCGACCACUAUCGAGCGCCGGGAGACUUGCCUCAUUGCCGAGCUUUUCCUCAAGUAUGGCUUGAUUACGAUGAUCCAGGACGACAAGUCCUUCCCCGACUCCAACGCCGUUUUCCAGCCUUCCAAGUACGCCAUCUACUGCAUCACCGAGCGUGGCCAGCGGGUGUGUGGAUGGAUUGCUCGCGACAAGCCUCGCGACAACUCCGGCACUUACGACAACCGCGGUAUGCCCCGGGAUUCCAACAACGCUCGUCUGACCCACAUCCUGCAAGACCCCGCCCUUCGUCUCCUGUUCCGCGAAUUCCUGCGCUACUCUCUGUGCGAAGAGAACCUGUCUUUCUACCUCGACGUGUCCGAGUUCACUGCCAACUACCACAAGGCCGAGAAGACUGGCACUUUUAACAAGGUGGAUUCGGUUCGGGAAACAUUGGCCGCUGCUUAUGGUCUGUACAACGCGUUCCUGGCUCCUGGGUCACCUUGCGAGCUGAAUAUCGACCACGCCCUACGCAACAGCCUGGCCAGCCGUAUGACCAAGGCUGUUGGUGACGACGAAUCCAUGUACAAGAGCCUUCAGGAGGUUGUGCAUCUCUUUGAGCUUGCACAGACUUCCGUCUUCAAGCUGAUGUCAAGUGACUCCGUCCCGAAGUUCCUUCGUGAUCCCAAGUACUCCGUUGUCCUGCAGGAACACGACGUCGACAUUUUCGGUGGCUCGCGCUCCUACUCUCCUACCCCGGGUGUCCCGGAACGAAGCAUGAGCCGGUCUGCCCGUUCAUGA
This is a messenger RNA of Penicillium cataractarum, 2067 nucleotides long. RefSeq names its product developmental regulator FlbA (gene flbA). Gene Ontology annotation, biological process: intracellular signal transduction. The record is from RefSeq and is a predicted model, not a curated record. The transcript has 4 exons. The coding region runs from base 1 to 2067 and encodes 688 amino acids. NCBI's taxonomy places the organism in Eukaryota, Fungi, Ascomycota, Eurotiomycetes, Eurotiales, Aspergillaceae.